CCCUCGCGAGCUGCUGCUUGGUGAUCAGGGAAGGUGGAGCGGCGACGAGGCCCUGGGCCCGUCGAGUGCUGUCCAUAUAAAAGCCCUCCGGCGCCCCAUGUUGCUGUGCAAAGAACCUCUUCUUCCCCACUCCCACCACCACCCGUCACCCCCACCAGAUCCAAUUCGAUACCCCCAUACACUACACCACCGCAAUCAUGGGACUUACAGCCAAGCUCCACACGCCUCACAGCGGCGACUAUGAGCAGCCCACUGGCCUCUUCAUCAACAACGAGUGGGUCAAGGGCGUCGACGGCAAGACCUUCGAGGUCAUCAACCCCUCCACCGAAGAGGUCAUCGUCUCGGUGCACGAGGCCACAGAGAAGGACGUCGAUCUUGCCGUAACCGCCGCACGCAAAGCCUUUGAAGGCCCAUGGCGGAGGGAGACUCCCGAGAACCGUGGCAAGCUGCUGGUUAAGCUCGCCGACCUGUUCGAGAAGAACGUCGACCUUCUCGGCGCCGUUGAAUCGCUGGACAAUGGCAAGGCUCUCACCAUGGCCAAGGGCGACGUUGGCAUGGCUGCUGGCUGCCUGAGGUACUACGGCGGCUGGGCCGACAAGAUCGAGGGCAAGGUCAUCGAGACUACACACGACGCGUUCAACUACACCAAGAAGGAGCCCAUUGGUGUCUGUGGUCAAAUCAUCCCAUGGAACUUCCCCAUCCUCAUGUGGGCAUGGAAGAUUGGCCCCGCCAUCGCCUGCGGUAACACCGUCGUCCUCAAGACUGCUGAGCAGACUCCCCUCUCCGCCCUCGUGGCAUGCAACCUCAUUGUCGAGGCCGGCUUCCCACCAGGUGUCAUCAACGUCAUCUCCGGCUUUGGAAAGGUUGCCGGUGCCGCCAUCUCCUCGCACAUGGACAUCGACAAGGUCGCCUUCACUGGCUCUACCGUCGUCGGUCGCCAGAUCAUGAAGGCCGCCGCUGGCUCCAAUUUGAAGAAGGUCACUCUCGAACUCGGUGGCAAGAGCCCCAACAUCGUCUUCGCUGACGCCGAUAUCGACAACGCCAUCUCGUGGGUCAACUUCGGUAUCUACUUCAACCACGGCCAGUGCUGCUGUGCCGGUUCCCGUGUCUACGUACAAGAAGAUAUCUACGACAAGUUCAUCGUGCGAUUCAAGGAGCGAGCGGCCGCCAACGAGGUCGGCGACCCAUUCCACGCCGACACCUUCCAGGGACCCCAGGUUUCCCAGCUACAGUUCGACCGCAUCAUGGGCUACAUCGAGAGCGGCAAGAAGGAGGGCGCCACCGUCGUGACCGGCGGCAAGCGCAAGGGCACCAAGGGCUACUUCAUCGAGCCGACCAUCUUCAGCAACGUGACCGAGAACAUGAAGAUUGUGCAAGAAGAGAUCUUCGGUCCCGUCUGCUCCAUCGCCAAGUUCAAGACCAAGGAGGAGAUUAUCAAGACGGCCAACGCCUCCAACUACGGCCUCGCCGCCGCCGUGCACACCUCCAACCUCAACACCGCGCUCGAGGUCUCCAACGCGCUCCGCGCGGGCACCGUGUGGGUCAACGCCUACAACAUGCUGCACCACCAGCUGCCGUUCGGCGGCUACAAGGAGAGCGGUAUCGGCCGCGAGCUGGGCGAGGCCGCGCUAGAUAACUACACGCAGAUCAAGACAGUGAGCAUCCGUCUUGGCGAUGCGUUGUUCGGUUAGAUAUAGCGACUUUGAGUGGACAGGAAUCUCGGGGGAAUGGUAAUGACUGAACCAGAGGAUGUGCUACGAUUAAGGAAUGGCGUCGAGAUUGAGAAACUGGACUACUGGGAUACGUGGUUCUGAUAUUUGUAUAUAUUACCUCUCUUGCGCACCCCCCGCCCCCUUUUGAAGCAAAAUCAGAAGAAAGCAAAACUCUUACUUG
Mytilinidion resinicola is the source of this 1893-nucleotide messenger RNA. Its product is annotated as aldehyde dehydrogenase, allergen Cla h 10. The coding region runs from base 198 to 1691 and encodes 497 amino acids. NCBI's taxonomy places the organism in Eukaryota, Fungi, Ascomycota, Dothideomycetes, Mytilinidiales, Mytilinidiaceae. Gene Ontology annotation, molecular function: aldehyde dehydrogenase (NAD+) activity. The record is from RefSeq and is a predicted model, not a curated record. The transcript has 4 exons.